AUUGUUUAUUUUGUUUUACUUUUCCCUCCUCCUCCCCCUUUCUUCUAAACGAUCUUAUUUACUUGAUGUUUCGUCAUAUUUCAAAGUUAACUACUUCUGCUUUAAAGUAUACAACUGCAGUAGUAUCUCAGCAAAAUGAUGAUAAUAAACGUAUCACUCCUAAACUUAUUGAAACUUGGAUAAAAGAUGUACAUUUAUGUUUAGAUAUCUUAUUAGAUGAUAGAAUUCAAGAAGCAGAAAAUAUGUUUUUUAAUUCAUUUAUUUCUGCUACUAGAAAUGAAUGUAAAAGUGAUGAUAUCAAUAAACAACAAUCUCCAUUUCAUGUUUUUGGAUAUGCUUUAAUGAAGUACAUACAAGCGAUUCUUAGUAUGGAAAACACCAAGAUUGAUGAAGCUAUUAUUAUAGUUCAUCAAGUUGAACAUAUCUUGAAGCGUUCAUUUAAUUCUAUGAAAAUGAAAAAGAGGCCCUUUAUUCAUAGCAGUACUUCCUUAAAAACGACACAAAAGGACAAGGAUGAUAUCAUGAUUCAUAAUUUAUCCGCCCUCUCUUUUACUCCUCAUCAUCGUAGAUCCUCUUUUGUUGACGAUGAACUUGUUGAUCUGCAGAUUGAUUUACUUCAAGCCAACUGUAUACUCAUCUUGGCUACACUUCAAAUCUUGAAAGAUAGUUGGAUCGAUAGCUUUAAGGCAGUCUAUGAUUUACGAAAGGCAUUUAAAAUAUAUGAACGCCUAUUUGAAACGAUAACAGACUCAACCAUUAUAGAAUAUGAAUUAUCAUUAUGUGAUCAACAAGAAAAGUCAGAAAGUGUACAGUACUUAUUUCUUCGAGCCAUGUCGUCUUUAGAACAUAAAGGAAGAUAUUUAAAGGAAAUCAAUCUUGAGGACAGGACCCGUUCUUGUUCAUUGACUUAUUUUUUUGAUACUAUUCAAUAUGGAAGUUAUUUUGGGAUUGGUAUCUUGAACAUCAUACUUUCAUUCUUACCAGAAAAAGUUGGAAAAAUACUAACUAGCCUAGGAUUUCAAUCUUCAAGAUACACAGCUAUCGAUUUGUUGAAAAAGUCCUAUAAAAGUCAAACAAUGUAUUCCUCCUUAAGUUCUCUUGUCUUGUUAGCAUUACAUACAAAUCUUUCAAUCUAUAUUCAACCACAAAUCAAUCCUUAUUUACUAUUUGAAGAAGUUAAAUUCAUGUUGGAAAGAUUAAAGUCAAAAUACCCUAAUGGACAACUUUGGCAGCUAAUAGACGGGAAAUUUAAACAAAUGGAAGGGAAGAUAGAUGAAAGCAUCUUCAUAUUGGAAAAUACGACGACUACAAAAAGACCUAGCAAUUCUUUUGUAACAGAAAUCAAAAUAAAUCAUCAAAACACUUCCAUCUUAGACUUUUCACAACUUCGAUUACUAGUUACCUAUGAGAUUGGAUGGUCUUAUAUUCUCAGUGGGGAUUACUAUCAAGCUUCAGAAACGUUUUUUCGUCUAGAAAGUAUAUGUAAUUGGUCUCAUCUAUUUUAUCAUUAUGUAUCUACAUGUUGUAUGAUUGCCAAUAAAUUAUAUGACAAGGCAGCAUUAGAAAUAAAUCAAAUAGUAAACAUGAUUCAUCAAAAACGAAAGAUAGCAAGUCAAAUAUCGAAUAAUGAAUAUUAUGCAGAGACUAAAAUAAAUUCUUGGAUUGCAUUAUCGAAAAAACAAAAUACAUGCUUGACAAAGGUAUUACAGUAUCAUAUUGCAAAUCCUAUAUGGGAGCUUGUUUAUCUCUGGGGUAGAACACUAUCUUGGGAUCAAAAGAUAAUCAAGAGUAUUAAAAGGCAGUCAAUCAUUUUAACUCACUGGAAUGAUGAUGAUGAUAAUGAAAAAGAAUAUAUAAAGUGCCUACUUAUGGGUGUCAUCUAUCGAGAUAUAGACAAGAAUAUUGAACUAUCAAUAGACUAUCUUUACAUGAUUCUAAGGAAAAGCGACGAUGUAACGACAAUAAAAAAUUUCAUAAUCCCAUAUACAAUGUAUGAAAUAGCUAUAACCCAUUAUGUAUUACUUAAAUCUGCUACCUCUAUUUCACUUCAAAAUGAAUAUAAAGACACUAUUAUGAGUUGGAUUAACCGUAUAAAGAACUACUAUAUAAACAAUUCACAAGAUAAAGAAUGGGAAAGUCGAAUGCAAUUAAAAUGUCAACUUUUACUUGAAACUUGUAAAUUAUACAUUGUUAUUUAAAGGAAAUAAUCAGGUAAAGAUUUCUUUUGUGGUGCACCCCGAAAAUCAUGCUG
Molecule: messenger RNA, 2251 nt
Organism: Cokeromyces recurvatus
Lineage: Eukaryota; Fungi; Mucoromycota; Mucoromycetes; Mucorales; Mucoraceae
Exons: 5
Coding region: 66-2198 (710 amino acids)
Cellular component (GO): nucleus; cytosol; mitochondrial outer membrane
Source: RefSeq, a predicted model, not a curated record